AGACAAGAACGGAAAGUCUAUGAAGAAAGAUUUGUUUUUUGAAAAUUCUAAUGGUUUAGAUUUUUCUUUCUAUGGGAGGAGCCCAGAGUUUUCCAAAGCAGGAACAGACAGAAUUGGAAGUAACUCUGCCCCUCUGGAGAAAAUAGAGAGAGAGAAAGAGAGAAGCUCUGUAGAAGCACAUGAAUUGUUCUGGUUUUAUGAACAUCUGAAGAAGAAAAAGAAGAAGAAAGAUCAAAAGGGUGUUUUCUGAGUUUUAAGGAAUAUUGUUUGAAACAAAGAAGCAAGAAGAAGAAGAAUAAAAAAGAUGGAGUUAUCUGAUUGCUCUAAUGAAUAUGAGAAGCUUGUUGUACGGAUGAACAUGCCCAGGGUCGUAAUUGACAAUGGAGUUUGCCCUAAUUCAACUGUCGUCAAGAUUGAUAGCGCAAGAAGCCCAGGGAUAUUGCUUGAAUCUGUACAACUUCUCACUGAUAUGAAUCUCUGGAUCAAAAAAGCUUACAUUUCCUCUGAUGGAAAAUGGAACAUGGAUGUUUUUCAUGUGAGCGAUCUUAACGGAAACAAAUUAACCGACGAGAACCUAAUCCGUUACAUUGAAAAGUCGAUUGAGACGUCUCAUUAUUGUAAAACCGAAGGUUACACCGGUUUAACCGCUUUAGAGUUAACCGGAACAGACAGAGUCGGUUUACUCUCAGAGGUUUUCGCGGUUUUAGCCGAUCUUGAAUGUGAUGUUGUUGAGGCUAAGGCAUGGACGCAUAACGGUAGAAUUGCGUCUAUGAUUUAUGUUAAAGACGGUAACUCCGGGACUCCGAUCGACGGAGAUUCUGACCGGGUUCAACGGGUAGAAGGACAACUACGUAAUCUACUUAAAGCCGAUGAUGGUUACCAAAACGACACGAGAACAUGUGUUUCUUAUGGUGGCAAUACUCAUAUGGAGAGAAGGUUGCACCAGAGGAUGUUUAUGGACCGUGACUAUGAGAAGAAGUUUGAUAUCGAGAAAUCUCCGAUUGUUUCGGUUCAAAAUCUUCCGAAACGUGGUUACUCUGUUGUGAAUUUGCAGUGCAAAGAUCGAUUGAAGCUUUUGUUUGACGUUGUUUGCACAUUGACGGAUAUGGCUUACAUUGUGUUCCACGCCGCGAUUCGAACGGUUGGAGAAACCGCGUUUUUGGAAUUCUAUGUUAGACAUAGUGAUGGACAUCCGGUUAGUUCGGAACCGGAGAGACAACGUUUGAUCCAAUGUUUACAAGCCGCAAUUGAAAGAAGAACGGUUAAGGGUGUGAGAUUGGAGUUAUGCACGGCGGAUAGACCGGGAUUGUUAGCGGAAGUAACACGAGUAUUGAGGGAGAACGGAUUAAACAUUGCUAGAGCCGAGAUAUCGACUAAAGAUGGUGUAGCGAGGAAUGUGUUCUAUGUGACUGAUGCAAAUGGCAACCUAAUAGAUCCCGAGAUAAUCCAAUCGAUUAGGGAGAAGAUUGGUAUCGAUGAUCUAAGUGUUAAAGAACCGUUCCCGAUUAGUUGCCGAGAGGCAGUUGAGAAGGAACAACAUCAAGAAGCGCAAGAUCACCAAGGACGCUAUGGAGGAGGGACAGUGUUGGUGUCACUUGGGAGUCUAGUGAUGAGAAAUCUAUACCAUUUGGGUUUGAUCAAAUCAUAUUUUUAACCGGGUAAACUAACCGGUCCAUGUAGACCAAUUCAAUCGUGUUUGUCAACAACCCACGCGGUUGAAUUGGUGUAUCUGGAGCAGAUAGUGAACCGGUAAUGGAUUUGGUUUGGGGGAAAAUUUAAUUAAUGUAUAUAAAAUGUGGAAAGUUAGUUAAGAAUUUGGUGGUCGGUCUUCAUGUUGGACCAAUAGGUAGUAGAAGGAUGUUAGGUAAAAUCUUGGUAACAUUUAUUUUUUUAUUAUCUGUACAUAUUUAUCAUAUAACCUAUGGUUGUUAGAAGAUUAGUUUUGUCAAUAGUAGUAAAUCAGUGUGUUAUGUAAAUUAUGGGGUUAGUGUUACGCAAAGGAGACAAGCGGGUCCUACUUGUGUGAAUCUUAUUGAUUCGUUUUUGUUUUA
Molecule: messenger RNA, 2051 nt
Organism: Arabidopsis lyrata subsp. lyrata
Lineage: Eukaryota; Viridiplantae; Streptophyta; Magnoliopsida; Brassicales; Brassicaceae
Product: ACT domain-containing protein ACR7
Exons: 7
Coding region: 305-1654 (449 amino acids)
Source: RefSeq, a predicted model, not a curated record